UCAUGACACUGCCCAUCAUCCGGCGGCCCGCCUUGGGCUUCCUCCAUCACCACCACCGCCACCACCAGCACUUCCACCACCACAACCACCUCGUCCAGCCCGCCGCUCUGUCACGACAGGCGCACCCCCUCGCCACAUACCCACGACAUGUCCACUCACGGCCCUUUUCCUCCUCCUCGCCGUGCCGCUGUCACCAGCAGCAGCAGCAGAAGAAGCGCGCGUCCGACCCGCUGCGCAUCCUCUUCUGCGGCUCCGACGACUUCAGCUGCGCGUCGCUGCGCGCGCUGCAGGCGGAGCGCGCGCGCGACCCGGCGCUCGUCUCGGCGCUCGACGUCUUGGUGCUGCCACCGCGGCGCACGGGCAGGGGCUUCAAGCAGCUGCGCGAGGUGCCGUGCAAGGCCGUCGCGGAGGAGCUCGGGCUGAGGGUGCAUCAGCGGGAGACGUUUCGCAACUGGAAUUUGCCCGACGGGACGAACCUCGUCGUUGUAGUCUCGUUUGGACUGUUUGUGCCGCCGAGGAUAUUGAACUCGGCCAAGUACGGCGGGCUGAAUGUUCACCCGUCAUUUUUGCCAGAUCUACGAGGCCCCGCGCCCAUCCACCACGCCCUCCUGCGUGGUGACUCGCACAUCGGCAUCACCCUGCAGACCCUCGACGACAAGCAGUUUGACCACGGCGCCAUCCUCGCGCAGACUCCGCACCCCGGCAUUUCCGUGCGGCCAGGCGCUCCGCUGCAGGAGGUCAUCCAGGACGCGGCGGCCCGGGGUGCUGAGCUGCUCGUGCAGGGUCUGCGGAAUGGGCUCCACGUGCCGCCGUACGAGAGCCUGCUGGAGCAGCAGCAGCGGCGGCCGCCGCAGGGUCAGCCGCUCGCGCACGCACCCAAGGUGACCAAGGCGGACGCGCAGGUCGACUGGGACGCCUGGACGUCGGGCGAGGAGUUUGCGCGGCGGGCGCGCGUGUUCGGCUCGGUGUGGACGCACGCGGUGAAUGACGCCGGGCACGAGAGGCGCGUCCUCUUCCUCGAUGCGGAGCCAGUGGGCGCCGGGAACUUGCGUGGGGAGGAGGUCAUUGUUGAGUUUGCGCACGAUGACGGGUCGGGCGAGGACUGGGCGACGCAUCUGAGGAGGGUCAUCGUGGACGAAGCCUCGGGAACAUGCGCGGUGAGCGUCGGCAAGGCAGUGGGAGUGGAGGAGGAGGGGGAGGGAGAUGGAGCCGAUGCCAACUGCCGAGAGUGGCUCAUGGUCCGACGGGUCAAGGUGGAUGGCAAGAAGGAGCAAAAUGCUGCAACUGGGCUUCGGCCAUUCCUGAGGAGGCCGCCCCUGUGAAGCGAAGCGAAGCUAGGCGAGGCUUCGACGAAGUUUUCAAGGGGGGCCGCUGUCCUUGUGAGGCGAAGCCCAAGGGUCGACAAGGAAGGCUUCGAAUGCUGGCUGGCCUCGUACUCCGUAUCGAGGAAUGGAACUCGACUGCGGCGGGGUCGACCCAGUAUAUACCUACUGGACUGGCCUAUGCCAGGGCCCCUGGAAUCGCCGUCGUAUUCUCAGAUGCAACUUGGCCUGCCUGGAACCCAACACCACGGCGCUGGAUCUCUUGUGCCGAGGCGGGCCCCUUCGCCGCGGAUGCCGUGUCCAGGAUCUGCGUCGAGGGAAUCGCGCCAUCGCGCCUCUCCACUUGGAAGCAUGAGUACGGCAAGAACAUAUCAGACGUCGUACCCUUUGCCUCCCUGGAUCAACCUAGCAUCUUCUACGUAUUUUCCGUUUGCGACUUGCGACUUACGACUCGGUAGAUCGUACGAGAAUGUGUCUAUGUGAGAUUGAGGUACUGUCACUGCCUCCAGGGUGAGCCCACCGGCGCGACGGGAAUAGCACGCGGAAGGGAGGAGGAAAUGGACCCGCGGAACUCGUCCGGGCGUCUUCGUUUGUUGGUGUCCACCGAACGAGGGGCUGGGCUGGGUCUUGAGACUUUGUACGUCGUACUUUGUACAUACUUACUACAUA
Messenger RNA from Purpureocillium takamizusanense, 1991 nucleotides. It is a transcript of the gene FMT1, whose product is annotated as Methionyl-tRNA formyltransferase. Gene Ontology annotation, biological process: conversion of methionyl-tRNA to N-formyl-methionyl-tRNA; biosynthetic process. Gene Ontology annotation, molecular function: methionyl-tRNA formyltransferase activity. NCBI's taxonomy places the organism in Eukaryota, Fungi, Ascomycota, Sordariomycetes, Hypocreales, Ophiocordycipitaceae. The transcript is spliced from 3 exons. Gene Ontology annotation, cellular component: mitochondrion. Bases 3 to 1322 code for a protein of 439 amino acids. The record is from RefSeq and is a predicted model, not a curated record.